AUGUCUACCAGGCUCACCGCGUUCGCCCGCGUCGCCGCCCGCGCGUCACCGCAGCCGCUACCAAUGCCGUCGUCCGCUCGGCGCGUGGCGUGCGUCGCCCGUGCGUGCGCGAGACGCAUCCAACCGUCGACUGCAAGAAAUUCUUAUUGGUUACGUGGACACUCGCGUCGACGGCACCCGCCCGUGCUACACGCGCGCGCGCACGCGGUGAUCACGUCGAGUGAAACCGCGACCGACGCCCCGAGCUCUUAUUCGCGGUCGCCGUCGAAGAGCGUGCUGUUUGCGAUCGAAGGCAUGCGGUGCGGCGGAUGCAGCGCGGCGGUACAAAAGACGCUCGACGGAAGACCAGACGUGGAGCGAGCGGCGGUAAAUUUAGUGACGGAGACGGCGGCGGUGAGGUUCGUGACGACAAAUGAUGAUGAAUUGAGCGAUAUCGUAGCGUCGGUGACAGCGGAGGUUGGGAAGAAGGGUUUCACAAUGACGCGGAGAGAUGUGGGACGGGCGGCGGAGGCGGCGGCGAGAGACGCGGCGCUUAGAAAGGACGAAGAGAUGGAGCGGACGAAGUGGGAUCUGUACAAGGCGUGGGGGCUCACGGUGGCGUGUUUAGGGACGCACAUGACCCAUCACUUGCACGCGCUGGGCUUGCACGAGUACGCGCACACGGAGGUCUUGAACACGUUGGCGCAACCGUGGAUAGGCGCGGCGCUCGCGGCGGGCGCAUUGUUGGGACCGGGGCGAAACAUCCUCUCCGAGGGAGCGAAGGCUUUGGCGAACGGGGCGCCGAACAUGAAUUCGCUCGUGGGCGUUGGUUCGCUCGCCGCGUUCGGGCUCUCCAUCGCCGGCGCAGUGAAUCCACAGUUGAACGAGUACGGGCAGUGGACAAAUGACUUCUUCGAGGAGCCGGUGCUCUUGAUGGCGUUCAUCUUGCUCGGUCGCGCGCUCGAAGGACGCGCACGAGCGCGUGCGAGCGAGGAUUUGCGAUCAUUGAGCUCGUUACUGCCGUUGGACGCCCGCAUUGUCGUUCCGGAGCGAAUGAGCGGUGAGAACGAGGAUCCAGCGGAUCAUGGCGUGCAGAUCACUGUGGACCGCGCGGCGGUGAAACCGGGAGAUUUAGUGCGCGUGAAUCCGGGUGAGAUCAUUCCUGUCGACGGCGUCGUGGUCGCGGGUAACGCUGGGGUGGACGAGGCCACGCUCACGGGUGAGCCUGUGCUCGUAUACAAGACGCGAGGGAGUAAAGUGAGCGCCGGCACAGGCGUGUUCGAGGGACCGCUCACCGUCGAGGCGACGAGUGCGGGCGACGCGUCUAUCGUUGCCGGAAUCACGAAAACAAUCGAAGAAGCGCAAGGACGCGCGGCGCCAGUGCAGAGACUCGCAGACGCCAUUGCUGGGCCGUUCGUGUUCGGUGUCAUGGGCAUCAGCGUGGCGACAUUUGGUUUUUGGACGCUCGCGGGCGACGCUCUCUUUCCAGGCGCGCUCAUGGAGGCUGGGUCCUUCGGUUCGGCGCCGUGGAUGGGUCCGCUGAAAUUAGCGACGGAUGUCCUUGUCGUGGCGUGUCCAUGCGCGUUAGGUUUAGCGACGCCGACGGCUGUGCUCGUGGCAACGUCCUUGGGCGCGCGAAACGGAGUGUUGCUCCGAGGAGGCGACGUCUUGGAGACCAUCGCAGGCGUAGACGCGGUGGUUUUGGAUAAGACGGGAACCAUCACUCGCGGACAGCCAAAGUUGCGGUCCGUGUACGCGGUUGAUGACGUCAAAGAGUGGGAUGUGUUGAGCAUCGCGGCUGCAGUGGAGGCGACGACGACGCAUCCGCUCGCGAAGGCGGUCACGCGAGCGGCUGAUUUGCGCUUCGAAUCAGAGAACUUGUCUCCGAUUCCGCGAGCGACGUCGUCAGAGACAGAAGCCGGACUCGGAGCCAGCGCGACGGUGAACGGUGAACGGGUAUUCGUCGGUGCACCGGCGUGGGUGGAUGAAAAAGUCGCCGGCGUUGGCGCCUCCAGCGACGCAUUCACCUCUGCUCGCGCAGACGGCGAGACCUGCUCGCUCGUCGCCGUUGGUGUGGAGGGACGGGGUGUGGUUGGAAUGUUAACAGUGGUGGAUGAGAUUCGCGGGGAGGCGGCGGAGACGAUUCAGCGCUUAAAGGCGUCCGGAAUCAGCGUGCAUAUUCUUUCAGGCGACAGACAAUCUGUCGUGAACGCCGUGGCGAGGGAACUCAGCUUGGGCGAAGACAGCAUGACGCUUGGCGGCAUGCUUCCGGCAGACAAGGCGUCUGAGAUCAGCAAACUUCGUGCCAAGGGGUUAAAGGUGGCCAUGGUUGGUGACGGCAUCAACGACGCCCCGGCUCUGGUGACCGCCGACGUCGGCAUCGCUAUGUCUCGCGGCAUGGAGGCCACCGGCAACGCCGCCGGCGUCAUCCUCCUCGACGAUAACCUCUCCCAAGUCGCGGACGCGGCGCAGCUUGGAAAGAAUGCCCUCGGUAAGAUUCGUCAGAAUCUCGCCUGGGCACUCGCCUACAACGCCGUCGGUAUCCCGCUCGCCGCCGGCGCGCUCCUCCCGCACUACGGCUUCACCCUCAACCCGAGCGCCGCCGGCGCCAUGAUGGCCGUCUCAUCCGUCGCCGUCGUCACCAACUCCCUCUCACUUCGCGGUCCGGACGCUUGGAAAUCCUUCACCGACGCCUCGAACGUCCGAAAUCGCGGUCGAUCCCCGACGACCGAGCCCGCAAAGUAA
Ostreococcus tauri is the source of this 2724-nucleotide messenger RNA. RefSeq names its product P-type ATPase, phosphorylation site. NCBI's taxonomy places the organism in Eukaryota, Viridiplantae, Chlorophyta, Mamiellophyceae, Mamiellales, Bathycoccaceae. Gene Ontology annotation, molecular function: ATP hydrolysis activity; P-type divalent copper transporter activity; ATP binding. The transcript has a single exon. The coding region runs from base 1 to 2724 and encodes 907 amino acids. The record is from RefSeq and is a predicted model, not a curated record. Gene Ontology annotation, cellular component: membrane. Gene Ontology annotation, biological process: copper ion homeostasis; monoatomic cation transport.